Molecule: messenger RNA, 5058 nt
Organism: Triplophysa dalaica
Lineage: Eukaryota; Metazoa; Chordata; Actinopteri; Cypriniformes; Nemacheilidae
Gene: xpo7
Product: exportin 7
Exons: 28
Coding region: 105-3383 (1092 amino acids)
Biological process (GO): protein export from nucleus
Cellular component (GO): nuclear pore; cytoplasm
Molecular function (GO): nuclear export signal receptor activity; small GTPase binding
Source: RefSeq, a predicted model, not a curated record
GCUUUAUUACUACGUGCGCCAAUUGCGUAAAUGUUUCGGUGAUUGUGGGCAGAUGCGCGCAUGCUCAUUGUCAGGGGGAGUGAGAGGAGCAUGAAUGGAGCAAAAUGGCGGAUCAUGUGCAGAGCCUAGCCCAGCUAGAGAUCCUGUGCAAGCAGCUAUAUGAGACCACAGACACCACCACACGUGUGCAGGCAGAGAAAGCGCUGGUGGAGUUCACCAACAAUCCCGACUGCCUGAGUAAAUGCCAGCUGUUGCUGGAGAGAGGAAGUUCGUCAUACUCACAGUUGCUGGCUGCGACGAGUCUCUCCAAGUUGGUAUCCCGUACGAGUAACCCGCUUCCCCUAGAACAACGCAUUGACAUUCGAAAUUAUGUUCUUAAUUAUCUGGCAACCCGGCCAAAGCUUGCUGCCUUUGUGACACAAGCCCUGAUCCAGCUGUACGCCAGAAUCACCAAGCUUGGCUGGUUCGACUGCCAAAAGGAAGAUUACGUCUUCAGGAAUGUCAUAGUCGAUGUGACAAGAUUUUUGCAGGAUAGUGUGGAACACUGCAUCAUAGGAGUAACAAUACUUUCUCAGUUAACCAAUGAGAUUAACCAAUUUUUGCUUCUCCAGGCAGAUUCAUCGCAUCCGCUCACAAAACACAGGAAGAUCGCGUCAUCGUUUCGAGAUUCCUCUUUGUUUGACAUCUUCACACUUUCCUGCAACCUUCUCAAGCAGGCAUCUGGGAAGAACUUGAAUCUAAACGAUGAGAGCCAGCACGGGCUGCUCAUGCAGCUGCUCAAACUGGCCCACAACUGCCUCAACUUUGACUUCAUCGGUACAUCAACCGAUGAGUCCUCAGAUGAUCUGUGCACCGUCCAGAUCCCCACCAGCUGGAGAUCAGCCUUUUUGGAUUCCUCGACCUUGCAGCUGUUUUUUGAUCUGUAUCAUUCCAUCCCUCCCUCGCUUUCCCCCCUGGUUUUGUCUUGUCUAGUUCAGAUAGCAUCUGUCCGGAGGUCUCUCUUCAACAACGCCGAAAGAGCAAAGUUCCUUUCACAUUUAGUGGAUGGUGUCAAGAGAAUAUUGGAGAACCCACAGAGUUUGUCAGAUCCAAACAACUACCAUGAGUUCUGCCGUCUGCUGGCUCGACUCAAGAGCAACUAUCAGUUAGGAGAGCUGGUAAAAGUCGAAAACUACCCCGAGGUCAUCAGACUGAUCGCUAACUUCACCGUAACUAGUCUACAGCACUGGGAGUUUGCACCCAACAGUGUGCACUAUCUGCUGAGUCUAUGGCAGCGUUUGGCCGCCUCUGUCCCAUACGUGAAGGCCACAGAACCCCACAUGUUGGAGACCUACACCCCUGAGGUGACCAAAGCCUACAUCACAUCUCGCCUGGAGUCCGUACACGUCAUUUUGAGGGAUGGUCUUGAAGACCCCUUGGAUGAUGCCGGUUUGGUGCAGCAACAGUUGGACCAGCUGUCGACCAUCGGGCGAUGCGAAUAUGAGAAGACCUGUGCCCUGCUGGUCCAGCUCUUCGACCAGUCGGCCCAGUCCUACCAAGAGCUUCUGCAGUCCACCAACUCCAGCACGAUGGAUAUAGCAGUACAGGAGGGCCGUUUGACAUGGCUGGUGUACAUCAUUGGCGCAGUGAUCGGAGGAAGAGUUUCUUUCGCAAGCACAGAUGAGCAGGACGCCAUGGACGGGGAGCUUGUGUGUCGGGUUUUGCAGUUAAUGAAUCUCACAGACUCUCGACUGGCACAAGCUGGAAAUGAAAAGCUCGAGUUGGCCAUGCUCAGUUUCUUCGAACAGUUCCGCAAGAUCUAUAUCGGUGACCAGGUGCAAAAAUCAUCAAAGUUGUAUCGGAGACUAUCAGAAGUUCUUGGGCUGAAUGAUGAGACCAUGGUACUUAGUGUUUUCAUUGGGAAAAUAAUCACCAACUUGAAGUACUGGGGACAGUGCGAACCAAUCACAUCAAAGACACUACAGCUUCUCAAUGACCUCUCUAUUGGUUACAGCAGUGUUAGAAAACUAGUGAAGCUCAGCGCUGUCCAGUUCAUGCUAAACAACCAUACAAGUGAGCACUUUUCUUUCCUGGGCGUGAACAAUCAGGCCAACCUCAGCGACAUGAGGUGUCGGACAACUUUCUACACAGCCUUGGGGAGACUUCUUAUGGUAGAUUUGGGAGAGGAUGAGGACCAGUUUGAGCAGUUCAUGCUUCCUCUUACUGCUGCGUUUGAAGCCGUCGCUCAGAUGUUCAGCACCAACACCUUCAAUGAACAAGAAGCUAAAAGGACUUUAGUGGGACUGGUGAGAGAUCUGAGAGGAAUUGCCUUCGCCUUCAAUGCCAAGACCAGCUUUAUGAUGCUUUUCGAUUGGAUUUACCCUACCUACAUGCCCAUUUUACAGCGGGCAAUAGAGCUCUGGUAUCAUGUACCUGCCUGCACCACACCGGUCCUUAAACUCAUGGCCGAGCUCGUCCACAAUAGGUCACAAAGAUUACAAUUUGACGUGUCUUCACCAAAUGGAAUCCUGCUGUUCAGAGAGACAAGCAAGAUGAUAACAACAUAUGGGAAUCGAAUCCUGACGCUGGGUGAGGUGCCAAAAGAUCAGGUAUACGCACUGAAGCUAAAGGGAAUCUCCAUCUGUUUCUCUAUGCUGAAAGCCGUACUAAGCGGCAACUACGUCAACUUCGGUGUCUUCCGGCUAUACGGGGAUGAUGCCCUAGACAACGCCCUGCAGACCUUCAUAAAGCUGCUCCUAUCCAUCCCUCACAGUGACCUGCUGGACUAUCCAAAGCUCAGUCAGUCCUACUACUCUCUUCUGGAGGUGCUAACUCAAGACCAUAUGAACUUCAUCGCCAGCCUGGAACCUCAUGUAGUCAUGUACAUCCUGUCCUCCAUAUCAGAGGGGCUUACAGCACUUGACACAAUGGUGUGCACUGGUUGCUGCUCCAGCCUGGACCACAUAGUUACUUAUCUGUUCAAGCAGCUUUCACGCAGCACCAAGAAAAGAGCGGCGCCUAUGGCCCAAGAGAGUGACCGCUUCCUUCAUAUAAUGCAGCAGCACCCUGAGAUGAUCCAGCAGAUGCUGUCCACAGUGUUGAAUAUCAUCAUUUUCGAAGAUUGUAGGAAUCAGUGGUCUAUGUCACGGCCACUUCUUGGUUUGAUUCUACUCAAUGAGAAGUAUUUUGCAGAUCUAAGGAACAGCAUUGUGAACAGCCAGCCACCGGAAAAGCAGCAAGCCAUGCACUUAUGCUUUGAAAAUCUCAUGGAGGGCAUAGAGAGAAACUUGCUUACAAAAAACAGAGACAGGUUUACACAGAAUCUUUCAGUAUUUAGAAGAGAAGUCAAUGACUCCAUGAAGAAUUCCACAUACGGGGUAAACAGCAACGAUAUGAUGAGCUGACAUUCCAUAGAGAACCAGGCCCCGCCCACGUGGCCCAGCCCCGCCCUGUACUCCCACCCGCCCCUGGCCCGGAUGCCGGGGGACCACCGCUGCGCAAGCCUGCACCUCCCGCUCCCCAAUCCCUAAAUCCCUCACACCUCCCCACCGUCCCUUUUUAUAUAUAUACACAUAUAAAUAUAUACAUAUUUUAAAGCCAGUUUCUAGAGGUCAUUCACUUUGGCCAUUCUCUUGUCAUUUGGGGCUCAAAGUCCAAAGAGAGAGGAGGGGAAUGGUAGGGAAUGGGUUUGGGGUGUGGGACAGCACCUGUGUGGAAUCUAGAGCGGCCGGCAGAAGUCCAAAAGCUCUUAGGGAUGAUGGAAAAACGGGCGUUGAGUGUCUGUGUGUUUGCGUGAGUGUGUUGGAGCGCGUGUCUGUGGAAAGCAAGGGUUAAGAUGAGCUGUAAUACAUAGCACUCUGCUUUUGCCUGCCUUGUAUAGAAACACAUAAGGAAAAAAGUGUACAUUUUUUUCAUAACAUUUUCAACAAUGUUUAUAAUGAUUACGAUUUAAGAAAAAUAAUGAGUGUGAUUGAAUCUUUUUACAGUCUAGUAAGUUAGUGCAGCUGUGCUGAAGUGUGGGUUUGUCUGUAUGGAGAGAGAGAGAGAGAGAUUUGUUUAUAUCCGGGUGGCGUGAGUGUUGGGAUUGACACCCGUCUGUGGAGGGGGACGGGACAUGGGCGGGGUCAAAGGUUCAAUUUGUUUUUUUCUUCAGAUUAAAUCUAUGGAACAAACAUUGGUGCACAGAUGAGUUUGUAAAUACACUUUAUUGCAGUUACGUCUUCAAAAGGUUUAACAUUUCCCUCAUUUAUAACGUUUAUGGGCAUGGUGUCAAGUCAAUCUUGGGUCAACCCUUCCCACGUGAGAGCUGUCGUGACAUCCCACCGGCGUCACCAUCAAGUUUGUUCCGAGAUCUGCUCGUCGCUGACCUGGGAACAGCCCUAAAACGACCCAUAGAUCUUUUUUACAAUCUUUCUGAGAACACGACUGUUCCCCUCCCUUUUGUCUCUAAAGGAUUUGAUCAUGUCUUUUGUGGAUUUGAUUAGAUAAAGUGACUUAUGGUUGUGGUGAAGUUGCUCUCUGAGCUUUCGUCAACCGUUUCCCUGCUUUUUGAACUCACAUGCUUCCAGUCUUUCGUGGCUUUAUUGUCGAUCUGGCGUUCUUCGGUAGUGAAGCCUUUUGAAUGUAGCCUUGUCCUUAACAAAAGACCCCGAUAGGUCUCACGGGCAACAGCAGCGGAUCACUCUGGUCAGUUGUCUUUAGCUUUAACCCCUCACGUUUUUUCACUCCCCCUCAGAAGGAUUCCCGUUUUAUUUUUAAUAACUGAGAAGCGUAAACAGAACGUAGUAAAUUUAAAAACAGAACCCGGACGGAAUGUAUUUGCAACUUGUGCUACUCGACGGAUGUUGCUGCUAACUGUUUGUGAAGAAUUAGCUCAUCUCUUAACCAUGUCCAACACUUAUGGAUGUUUAUUAAGUUCUCUUUAUUUUUCUCUUGGUUCCCUGACGUGAAUGUGUGUUUUGGCGACUGUGUGUUGGGUCCAUCGAGUGAUAAGGUAGCUGGUUGAAUUGUUUGUUUGGAUGUCUGCUACAUAUAGUGUAAGCAUUGUGACUGCAAAAUAAACAUCAUUGGUUUGUACUA